Ruditapes philippinarum (Manila clam) is the source of this 2153-nucleotide messenger RNA. RefSeq lists its product as uncharacterized. Lineage: Eukaryota; Metazoa; Mollusca; Bivalvia; Venerida; Veneridae. The record is from RefSeq and is a predicted model, not a curated record. The transcript is spliced from 2 exons. Gene Ontology annotation, molecular function: mannosyltransferase activity. The coding region runs from base 173 to 1492 and encodes 439 amino acids. Gene Ontology annotation, biological process: mannosyl-inositol phosphorylceramide biosynthetic process.
UAAGUCACCGCCGCGAUUUUUUAAAUUACAAAUCAAAUCUUUAAAAAUAAAUCUAUUUUUAGGUGUUCAAUACGCAAAAUCCGUAAUACAUGUAUUGCGUAAUAUGCGUGAUUAUUCAGCUUUUACACAUUGGAGAAGCAAACAAAUCUAGGUGAUACAUUUUCGGAUAAGAAUGUUUCCAAAAUGGUGUGGUGUGAAAAAAAGAUUCCGUGUUAUGUUUCUUAUAGUAAUAGCAUCAGGAUCUUCGUUUUUCAUUGGUUUAUGGAUGUCUAAUCCAUUGAAGAAAGAAUUAGCUUGGAGCGGAGACACUUCAAACCGCAAGACUUUGUUGUUUAUGUCACAUCAUGCAAACAGCAACCAAGGAAGUAUGCGGACAACAACCAAAAGAUCAUUUGAGGAUAUGGCACGGAAUCAAAUGAACAUGAAAAGAAACAAGAUUCAAAAAUACCAAGGCGAUGAAAAUGAUGUAUCAGAAGAACACAUACCGCCAAACAAACCAAAUAAUAAAACGUUAUUGUUUGCAAAAGUAUUUCCAUUGUUUCAGUCAGCAACUCCAGAAGAGUUCCCUACAUCAGACGGUAGAGUCCUUAGAAUUCCUCAUAUUUUACAUCAAAUUUACGAAGAUGAAAUGAUUCCUGAUGUUUAUAUUGAACAUAUCAAAUCAUUUAUCGAAUACAAUCCCACAUGGGAAUAUCGAUUUUGGACGGACGCCUCGGGACGCCAGUUUCUUCAAAAACACAACCCAUACCUUGUGAAAGCAUUUAACACUCUCGGGAAUGGUGUAAAACGUUCAGAUUUGCUCCGUUAUGCCGUGUUGUACGAGUACGGUGGAUUUUAUGCAGAUUUUGACAUGCAUAAUUUCCGAUCUCUCAACAGAACAACAAUGAAAUAUGCGUGUAUUUUUCCUGUUGAACCAUUUGAACACAGUUCUUUCUUAUACCACAGAGAAUUCGUGAUAAACAAUGCCUUCAUGGGUUGCCGCCCAAAACACCCGUUUAUUAAACUGCUUUUGUUAGGACUGCGUAAUGCAAGUCCGAAGGGAAAUCCAGUCAUGGUGACAGGUCCUAUUUAUGUCACCGAAAAGUUUAUUCAGUACAAUCAUAUAACAAAUGAAUCGGUUAAUGGAAACAAAACGGAUUGGAGCAGUAAUUCUCCAUAUUUCUAUAAAGGAGAAAUGAAAGAAAAUGACAAAAAAUCCGUUUACGUACCAAAUUCACAAUAUUUUAUGGAUAAGAUAGAUCCUAUAUAUACAACUAAGACUGGAGUUCUUACACGCCUUUGUGGAGGAGUACAGACACUAUCAUACCUUCGACAACGGGGUUGUAUUGAAUACAAAAGUAGAAGGAAUGUUCGAAAACACAGGAAAUAUACAUUUACGACUCACCAUUGGUACCACAUAUGGCUUAAGAAUAGAACUUUUGUUGAACAAAUGAAGAAAGUUAAUAUCAAAUAUAUAGUUCCGCAAUGUGUACUAUAUUCUGAGGAUAAAUAAUUACAUUUGUGAUUUCUAUGAUACUAGUGAAUUGAUAGAAAUUCAAUUAAAUUUACUUAUUACUCUGAGUCCAUCAUUAUUUGCUUGAUUCCAAGCACAAAAGUACAAUUAAGGAUACCUUGCGAGUUUUAAAUGUUUUCCUUCCGCGCAUUUUUAUAACAUGUCUUAUGUUGUUUAUUUUUUAAUAUUUUUUCUCUGCUCGAACGAGUAAAUACUUAUAGAUAUAAAGUCAAAGUCAAGUCAAAGUUAAGUGAAAAAAACAUUUUUUCUCUCAUUCCAUGUACAAACAUGACAUAAUGGAGUAAUAAACAUGAAUAAAGAAUAAUGAGUAUAAAGUAUAAAGAUGCAUACUACUGAUCGAUCUGAGAACAUGUUAAUAACACAUUAUAAUAAAAAUCAAUUUGUUUAACAUUAUUAACAGUUAGUUGAGGUAAUUAUUUAUACUCCAGUCAUCGACAAAUAAGGUUUUUCUUAUACAUGUAUUUGUAUAUCAAUGACUAAUUACUACAUUAUGCGACAUUGAAUUAUAAUAGCUAUGGCCUUAUUAUUAAUUUUUUAUUAAUAGGUUAAAAUAGGAAUAUUGCUAUUGAUAUAGAAAACAGGAAUGAAAUUGUAUGGUUUAAAUGCCUAUGUGAUAUAAUAUUGAUCUUACCAAUUUAAU